This is a messenger RNA of Emys orbicularis (European pond turtle), 2028 nucleotides long. RefSeq names its product protein phosphatase 3 catalytic subunit gamma (gene PPP3CC). Gene Ontology annotation, biological process: calcineurin-mediated signaling. Lineage: Eukaryota; Metazoa; Chordata; Testudines; Emydidae. Bases 217 to 1530 code for a protein of 437 amino acids. The transcript has 14 exons. Gene Ontology annotation, cellular component: calcineurin complex; cytoplasm. The record is from RefSeq and is a predicted model, not a curated record. Gene Ontology annotation, molecular function: calmodulin binding; calmodulin-dependent protein phosphatase activity.
GGGCGCGGCCACAACAAGCUGCCCACGACCGAGCGCAUCGUGAAGGCUGUCCCAUUUCCUCCCACGCAGCGGCUCACACUGAAGGAAGUGUUUGAGGAUGGAAAGCCCAGGCUUGAUGUCUUGAAAAGCCACUUGGUGAAGGAAGGGCGGCUAGAAGAGGAUGCAGCGUUGAAGAUAAUCAAUGAUGGGGCUGCCAUUCUGAGGCAUGAGAAGACAAUGAUUGAAGUAGAGGCUCCAAUCACAGUGUGUGGUGACAUUCAUGGGCAGUUCUUUGACCUGAUGAAGUUGUUUGAAGUUGGAGGAUCACCCAAUAACACCCGCUACCUCUUCCUGGGAGACUAUGUGGACAGAGGCUACUUCAGUAUAGAGUGUGUGCUGUAUUUAUGGAGUUUAAAGAUAAAUCAUCCCAAAACGCUGUUCCUGCUUCGAGGGAACCAUGAGUGCAGGCACCUCACAGAAUACUUCACCUUUAAACAGGAAUGUCGAAUCAAAUAUUCGGAGCGAGUGUAUGAUGCAUGUAUGGAUACAUUUGACUGUCUUCCUCUUGCCGCCCUCCUAAACCAGCAGUUCCUGUGCGUCCAUGGAGGACUGUCUCCAGAAAUCACAUGUCUAGAUGACAUUAGGAAAUUAGACAGGUUUAAAGAGCCUCCAGCCUUUGGUCCGAUGUGUGACCUACUCUGGUCUGAUCCAUCAGAGGAUUACGGCAAUGAGAAGACGCUAGAGCAUUUCACUCACAACACUGUUCGAGGCUGCUCCUAUUUCUACAGUUACCCUGCAGUCUGUGAAUUUUUGCAAAACAAUAGUUUGUUAUCUGUAAUCCGAGCUCAUGAAGCCCAGGAUGCCGGGUACCGAAUGUACAGGAAGAGCCAGACAACAGGCUUUCCAUCGCUAAUCACGAUCUUCUCUGCACCAAAUUACCUAGAUGUGUAUAACAACAAGGCUGCUGUGCUGAAAUAUGAAAACAAUGUCAUGAACAUCAGACAGUUCAACUGUUCUCCACACCCCUACUGGCUUCCAAACUUCAUGGAUGUCUUCACAUGGUCUUUACCUUUUGUAGGGGAAAAGGUCACAGAGAUGCUGGUCAACAUCCUCAACAUCUGCUCUGAUGAUGAGUUGAUUUCAGAUGGUGAUGAAACUUUGGAAGCAGGCACGACAGUCCGUAAGGAGAUAAUCAGGAAUAAGAUCAGAGCCAUUGGGAAGAUGGCGCGUGUUUUUUCAGUUCUCCGAGAGGAGAGUGAGAGCGUGCUGACUCUCAAGGGCCUGACUCCCACAGGUACUCUGCCCCUGGGAGUCCUCUCAGGGGGAAAGCAGACUCUACAGACUGCCACAGUAGAAGCGGUAGAGGCACGGGAAGCCAUCCGUGGAUUUUCACCGCAGCACAAGAUCCGCAGCUUCGAAGAAGCCAGAGGGUUGGACCGCAUUAACGAACGCAUGCCGCCGCGCAAAGAUUCAAUGCACCCAGACGGGCCGGUGAACUUGGUAACCUCAACAAACUCUGCGGAAAAGAACGGCACAGGGAAGAAAGCUUAGUAAUGGUUCUAAUGCCCAAUCUGCACCACUAAAGGAUCCAAAACUUAAUGAAUUUUAUUUAUUUAUUAUUGGGGUGGGAUAGGGAUGGGGAGAAAUAAACUUAACCUGGAGGCACGUUCAUAAUCCAGUUUGCAUCCAUUCUGUAAGAAAGGUGACCAUUUUGUAAUUUUUUAAUUUAUGUUCAGUAUAUAAAAAGUCCAUCUUUUUUUUUUAAUUUAGAAACCAAUCUAAUUGCUAGUGCAUAUAUGAAGUGUUGUGCUGUACAGCUGACCUCUCCCCCACAGAAGGGGAACCUCUGAGGAUUUAAAAAAAAAAACACACGGAGUCCCAAGCAACUUUGAUCUUGACUUUGGUACAGUUUUAAAUUAGCCUGUGCUUUCAAAAGCAGCAUCUUUCAUUUUAAAACGUUUUCACAACUGUCUUCACAGAGUUUGCUGUUAUUUUCUUCGACUUUUAUUGUCUAGCUGCAUCUGCUGCUUUAGCAAUUGAUUUUGUGGA